AUGAAUUCCUCUGAAUUUGAAUAUUCUGAAACAGGAUCUUAUGUUUCAAGACACUCAAAGAGCGGCGGAUCUGCAAAAUAUAGUGCUGUUACUAAUCAGACACUUCCUGAAUUAACAUUUUUCGAUUUAAUGCAUAAUAAAAUGAAAAAAGCCGAUUUUUUCAAUAAAUGGAAUCUUAAAACAAAAUUACGUCGUCAAAAACAACAAGCGUAUCAAUCAUGUCUCGUGAAUCCAGAUUUUGAUAAGGAAUCAAGAGCUAAUUCUCUUUUCGAAGCAGCGGACAGACUUACAACAAUGAAUGCAUUCAGAAAAUUAAAGAAUGAACGUGAUAUUGCUGCCGAAUCUCUUUGUUUCUGCGCAUCUAUGAAACACAGAAUUUUAUGUAAGUCAUUUGGAACUUGGGAGACAAAAUAUUAUAAUUCCCUCCUCAGAAGAACAACUAUAGAACAAACGAAAAUAAAUUCAUCAUCUACAGAAAGAGCUUCAGAUAUUUUCCGCCAAUUGCACGAACAAAUUUCAAAACAUGCUGAACUUUCAUUAAUUGCAGAACAAAAUCAAAAGGAAAUUUCAGAUGUUAACGCCCUCAUAUUUGAUACUAAGACAAAACUUAAAAAUACCCAAAAUCAAAUUCUCGAAGCAGCAAAUCAAAAUAAACGCGUAAAAGAUAUGAAACGAUCUGUUGAAAUUGGCUACAAGGAUCAAAUUGCAAAGCUAAAAAUGCAAAUCCUUCAUUCAGAAGACCAAAUUCAACAACAAUUAUCAACAGCUAAAGAAGUUUUACAGCAAAAACACCAAGAAGCAGAACUUACAAACGAAUCAAUCAUAGAUUCGAAAGAUAAAAUGAUGCAGAGGCUUUCUUCCAUACAAGAACGCCUUAAUAAAACUCAAUUUGUUGCUAUGAAUCUCAGAGAUGAGAUUUUAUCACAACAAAACAUCGAAUCAGAACUUACAGAAGAAGUACAAUCACUUCAAUCAGAAAUUGAUCAAUUAACUUACGAAUGCAAUACAAUCGAACAAUCAACAACAAAUUAUGAACAAAAUACAGAUUCUAGUAUCCAAGAUCUUAUAGCUCUCUAUAAUAAGGCUCAGGAAACCCAAAAAAAUUGUGAUGCCAAAAUUAAAGAAAACAGAGAAAUUCUUCAGAGACAGAACACGGAAAUCGAAAGGCUGAACCAGGCAUUAGCGCUUAUUCAGCACCAUAGGAAGACUACAGAGCUUGCUUUCACUGAAGAAGAAGGCGAAGAGGAGGAAGAAGCUUACCAGCCUCAAAUGUAA
Molecule: messenger RNA, 1275 nt
Organism: Trichomonas vaginalis G3
Lineage: Eukaryota; Parabasalia; Trichomonadida; Trichomonadidae
Exons: 1
Coding region: 1-1275 (424 amino acids)
Source: RefSeq, a predicted model, not a curated record